AGUUGUGUUGAAGACGACGUGCUUACGGUAAUAUGCUAUCGAGAUUUAUUUUAUUACUAACGCUAUCAUUAUGUACACUUUCUGAACGACAAAGGAAUGAAAUAUUCGAUAUAAACCCAGAUGAAGUAAUUGGUUCACACAUCGAUGACGAGCUGUAUGAAGCGAGAUUAAAACUUAAUCAAUUAACGUUUAAUUUAAACGAUACCAGCAAACAGUCACGAAACACAUUCAACGUAAACGCGACUACAGAAAAAUAUCCCAUGGCCUCCGUCCCACCAGAGAUUGUUGCAACACAAUCUAAGGCCAUAAGGAGACGAAUGAAAAUACGUAUGCUUAAAAAGCAACUAGAGAAAGUACUAACGACCGACUUACCGUCGAUAUCAGAGUAUAUUGACGUUGAUGAUCCAGCUGUUAUAACUGAAAAAUUUGACAAACUACUUGAAAAAAGCAGAAAGUCCGAGCCGAGUUUAACUCGUAGAGAAGUAUAUUUUUAUGAUGGACAUGAAGAACCACCUGCCUACAAAGCUAAAACCAAAAGACUAAUUUUUCGCAUUGCAGAACACUUCGUAUACUUAACACGAUACAAGCUCGUUCUCUCUCAAGUCCUCAAGAAGAAGUAUUCUGGUAAUUUGCGGUACCGAAUUGGAUUCUUAUUUGCGUUACUGAGACACUUGAAAAAUAUGCAGAAGUGGUUGCAAUGGACUUAUAAGCAAUACCUCGUCAAUACUGCCUUCCAUGAAGUAAAGAUUUUACAGAAAGUAAUGCGCCUAGACAUUGAUAUCAGAAAUGUAGUUGAUUUGAUACAGAAGACGGAAUACCAAAAGAAUAUGUUGUACGACCCCAACUUCUAUGAUAUAAGUUUUGAAAAAAAGUAAUAUACCUUGUUUUAUAUGUAUUUUCGGUAUAUCUAUUAUAG
This is a messenger RNA of Spodoptera litura, 916 nucleotides long. RefSeq lists its product as uncharacterized. NCBI's taxonomy places the organism in Eukaryota, Metazoa, Arthropoda, Insecta, Lepidoptera, Noctuidae. The record is from RefSeq and is a predicted model, not a curated record.